CCUUCCCCUUCUUUUCCCUACUCCACCCGCCUCAUUCUAUCUCUUCCUCUAUUUAUUCCUCUCCUCUCCUCGCCCUCUUCUCAUCCCCCAUCCCCCAUCUCUCCCCCUCUCUCCUCCUCCCCACUCUUAUCUCCGCUCUUCUCCACCAUGGGCUGUGGCAUGAGCGCGCCCCAAAACGAGGGCAAGGCCCGCAACGACGCAAUCGAGAUCCAGCUCAACAAAGACCACCAAGACCGCCGGAGCGAGAUCAAAAUGCUCCUCCUCGGCGCCGGCGAGUCCGGCAAGUCCACAAUCAUCAAGCAGAUGAAACUCAUCCACGAAGGCGGCUACUCCCGCAACGAGCGCCUCUCCUUCCGCGAAGUCAUUUUCUCAAACACAGUCCAGUCCAUGAAAGUCAUCGUCGAGGCCAUGGGCUCGCUCGGCAUCCCGCUCGCGGACCCGCAAAACACGGUCCACGCCCAGCUCAUAUACGACCUGCCGAACCAGAUCGAGAGCGAGACGAUGGCGCCCGAUGUCGGCGCCGCCAUCGCGUCGCUGUGGAAAGACGGCGGCGUGCAGGUUGCGUUCAGUCGCGCGCGCGAGUACCAGCUCAACGACUCGGCAAAGUACUACUUUGACUCGAUAGAGCGCGUCGCGGACCCAAACUACGUUCCCAGCGACCAGGACGUUCUGCGCUCGCGCGUAAAGUCGACGGGAAUCACAGAGACGACGUUCAUGAUUGGCAGUCUGACGUACCGCAUGCUCGACGUGGGCGGGCAGCGCUCAGAGCGCAAGAAGUGGAUCCACUGCUUUGAGAACGUGACGACGAUCUUGUUUAUGGCUGCGAUCUCGGAGUACGACCAGAUGCUGUUCGAGGACGAGACUGUUAAUCGGAUGACGGAGGCGCUUACCUUGUUUGAGUCGAUCUGCAACUCGCACUGGUUUAUCUCGACUUCGGUUAUUCUGUUUCUCAAUAAAACCGACAUUUUCAAAGAGAAAAUAGGCCGCUCGCCUCUGCACAACUACCUCCCCGGCUUCACAGGCAACAACUCGAGCUACGAAGAAACAAGCAACUACAUCCUGCAAUGCUUCGUCGUCCUCAACCGCACAGACACAAAACAGCUCUACACGCACUUCACCUGCGCGACCGACACCAACCACAUGCGUUUCGUGAUGGCGGCCGUCAACGAUAUUAUCAUUCAAGAAAACCUGCGCGAGAGCGGGAUGAUGUGAUUCUGCUGUUGUAUGCAUCGCUUGUCGCAACUUAAUUCACACGCGAGACGGUUCUAUAUUGUACUUUUAGACAUGCUUAUUUUUGGUGUUUUGUUUUAUUUUAUGUGUUUAUGUUGUCUCUUGAUCUUGUCGGCAUCUUUAGUUUUGAUUAAUAUCUGUGGAUGCAUUACUUUUGGUGAUUAGUAAUAUCUGUUGGACUUCUAGUGUAGCGCACGCGAUAUCAAUCGAUGAUGAUAAGCAGUACUAAACUCAUCAACCACUUUUAACACACAAAGAUAUAUCACUACUCAAAUCAUAUUCCUAUCUGCUAAUAAUAGUACACAAUAAUAACUCAAACCAACAUGAAACAGCAUCCAAAACCCGAGAAGAAAUUAAAGAAGAUAAGGAAGAAGGAAGAAAUGACGAUCGGAUGAGUGGAUCAGGCCGUUACGACGCCGAG
Myxozyma melibiosi is the source of this 1651-nucleotide messenger RNA. RefSeq names its product guanine nucleotide binding protein, alpha subunit. The transcript has 2 exons. The record is from RefSeq and is a predicted model, not a curated record. NCBI's taxonomy places the organism in Eukaryota, Fungi, Ascomycota, Lipomycetes, Lipomycetales, Lipomycetaceae. Gene Ontology annotation, molecular function: GTP binding; G protein-coupled receptor binding; G-protein beta/gamma-subunit complex binding. The coding region runs from base 148 to 1212 and encodes 354 amino acids. Gene Ontology annotation, biological process: G protein-coupled receptor signaling pathway. Gene Ontology annotation, cellular component: heterotrimeric G-protein complex.